GUAUGGGAGUUCUUCACGGAUUUGCGUGGUCACGGCCUUGCCGGUGUACGAUGUCGAUUCUGUCAUUGGGUCACAAACGACCGGAGUCCUACGACGAUGAAAUUUCAUCUGAAGAGAAAACAUGACACUGGACCAGGUGGUCUGUGGGCAAUCUGUGAGGAGAAGAUCAAUUCACAAGCGCCUGCAAACUAUGCACCUCGAUCGAAAAAGUCAGAAGACGCACUACUGAAGGCCCUGACGAACCAGCGACAUCAAAUGCAGAGCUUCAACCCCUUUGGGUCAGGCGACGUCAAACUUGGAAUUUCGUCCCAGGAUGACUUUCUUACCUCGCUGAUCCAGCAAGCUACGAGCAUGUCGGCCUCACCGGCAGAGGAUACGUUCUGUUCACAAGAGAAUGAGGGUCUCUCAUUCUCGGAAUCUCUCUUCUUGUCCAAACUCAACGAGGGCCUUCACCAGAAAGAGGAGGACGGCUCGUCAUCGUCUGCCAGCGGACUCAUCUCCAAUUCGAGUAGCGACUUCCAAUUGAGCGACGGUGCCAGUAUAGCUGCACUUCUUCAGAUCGCCACUGACUCCGACUUGACGUUCACCUUCAACUCAAGGCGGUGCGGUGAAUACUGUUUCGAAUCCAACAGGAGAAAUGGUCGGAUGGUGGUGUUCGGUGAUACUGGAGCAGAAAUUCGAGUGGCACAGAAGAUCGGCGACGAGGAAGUCAGUGUGGAAACGUGGCGUAAGAGCGAUUGGCUGCAGUUUUGUUGGGCGGUUCGUGGCACAUGCGUGCAUUUUUUGAAAGUAUAG
Molecule: messenger RNA, 795 nt
Organism: Ostertagia ostertagi
Lineage: Eukaryota; Metazoa; Nematoda; Chromadorea; Rhabditida; Trichostrongylidae
Source: the annotation of a GenBank genome assembly